This is a messenger RNA of Dryobates pubescens (Downy woodpecker), 1042 nucleotides long. It is a transcript of the gene FGF22, whose product is annotated as fibroblast growth factor 22. The coding region runs from base 1 to 1026 and encodes 341 amino acids. The record is from RefSeq and is a predicted model, not a curated record. Gene Ontology annotation, biological process: fibroblast growth factor receptor signaling pathway; positive regulation of cell population proliferation; positive regulation of gene expression. Gene Ontology annotation, cellular component: cytoplasm. The transcript has 4 exons. Gene Ontology annotation, molecular function: fibroblast growth factor receptor binding; growth factor activity. Lineage: Eukaryota; Metazoa; Chordata; Aves; Piciformes; Picidae.
AUGGCGCCGCGCACGCGCCGCGCGGUGCACGCCGGGAGCAGCGGCCGCCGCCCGCGCCAGACCACAGCUCCCGCCGUGCAGCGCGGCAGAGCGCGGCAGCGCACCGCAGCGCGCCCCCUGGCGGCCGCGGAGGACCCGACGGGGCGAGCCCGGACGGGACAGGAGCGAGGCUCGACGGCUGGCGGAGCCCAGGAGCCGCGACGCUGGGAUACGGAGCUGCACCGCGCCUCUCCCGGCCCCGAGCCCGGCGUGUCUCCGACCUGGUCACAAACCGGCAACAACCCUGAGCGCGGGGCAGCCCCACGCACCACUCUCCGCCUCUUCCCGCCCACUGGGCCCGUGCCUCGUCCGCCUGCACACCGCGGGAGUCGAGCCCCGCCCCACCCCACCAACUCGCCCCGUGCUCGAGCCGCCCGCGCCGUCGGGGCCGGUUGUCGCCGCCGCGGCCAUGGCCCGUCGCCCGCCGCCUCGCUGCGCCCCGCCGCCAUGAGGCGCGGGGGCCCCGCCGCCCUCGCCGCCUGCCUCGCCGGGGCACUCGCCGUUCUGGCGGAGCCGGCACCGGCUUUUGGACCGGGGGCGGCUGGGGGCGGCCGGCGGCCCCCCCGAAGCUACGGCCACCUAGAAGGCGACGUCCGGUGGCGGCGGCUCUUCUCCGCCACCCGCUUCUUCCUGCGCAUCGACGGUGGCGGCAGCGUGGAGGGGACGCGCUGGAGGGAGCGGCCGGGCAGCAUCGUCGAGAUCCGGUCGGUGCGCGUCGGCGUGGUGGCCAUCCGGGCGGUGCACACCGGCUUCUUCCUGGCCAUGAACAAGCGGGGGAGGCUCUAUGGGUCGAAGGAGUUCAGCCCCAACUGCAAGUUCACGGAGCGCAUCGAGGAGAACGGCUACAACACCUACGCCUCGCUGCGCUGGCGGCACCGCGGCCGCCCCAUGUUCCUCUCGCUCAACAGCAAGGGCAGACCCCAGCGAGGGGGCAAGACACGCCGGCAGCACCUGUCCACCCACUUCCUCCCCAUCCUCGUCAGCUGAGCCCCGCGGGGGGGCU